Molecule: messenger RNA, 390 nt
Organism: Entrophospora candida
Lineage: Eukaryota; Fungi; Glomeromycota; Glomeromycetes; Entrophosporales; Entrophosporaceae
Source: the annotation of a GenBank genome assembly
AUGCAUGUCACAAUUAUGGAAGUAAAUCAAGCAGAGAAAGAUGAUUAUGUUAAAAAAAAUGGAAUGGAUUCAUUAAACAAAAGAAAACUAUUAGGAUAUAUUCAGGAUCUGGUCCAGACAGAACCAUUGUCAAUAGUGUUUUAUAAUAAAGCAUCUCUUGAAUACUAUCAUCUUUAUGCUUCAAGAAACCCUGGUAUUUUCAUUGAUUAUACAGGACAGCUCAUCAAGCCUGUACCUCCAUAUUUAUGUGCCAAAUAUCAAGACAAUCAAAAUGAUUAUAAAAAAAUACUAAAUGCACUUAUAACAAUGCCAUCAGGAAGUGGACCCAAUGCACCACCAAUAGAUAUUUUAGAAUUAGUUACCAAUGAUCUUACUGCAAGCAAUUUGUGA